This is a messenger RNA of Aricia agestis (brown argus), 1182 nucleotides long. It is a transcript of the gene eIF2alpha, whose product is annotated as eukaryotic translation initiation factor 2 subunit 1. Gene Ontology annotation, molecular function: ribosome binding; translation initiation factor activity; RNA binding. Gene Ontology annotation, cellular component: eukaryotic translation initiation factor 2 complex; eukaryotic 48S preinitiation complex; eukaryotic translation initiation factor 2B complex. The transcript has 7 exons. Lineage: Eukaryota; Metazoa; Arthropoda; Insecta; Lepidoptera; Lycaenidae. The coding region runs from base 116 to 1114 and encodes 332 amino acids. The record is from RefSeq and is a predicted model, not a curated record.
UGUCAACUGUCAAGCAGUUGUUCAACGUGAGGUUACUGCCAACAAUUAAUAAUUUCAUCAUUUCAUGAAUCCUAGUUAUUAAAUCCCUAAAAGUCUUUUAAAUACCCUAACAAAAAUGCCGUUGUCGUGUAGGUUUUAUCAGGAGAAAUACCCUGAAGUGGAAGAUGUAGUGAUGGUAAACGUGAGGUCCAUCGCCGAGAUGGGUGCCUACGUGCACCUGUUGGAGUACAACAAUAUCGAGGGCAUGAUUCUUUUAUCAGAAUUGUCAAGAAGGCGUAUUAGAUCCAUCAACAAACUCAUCAGGGUUGGUAAAACUGAGCCCGUCGUAGUCAUAAGAGUGGACAAAGAAAAAGGUUACAUUGAUUUGUCAAAACGUCGUGUCUCGGCUGAGGAUAUAGACAAGUGUACAGAGAGGUAUGCUAAGGCAAAAGCAGUCAACUCCAUCCUUAGACAUGUAGCAGAGCUCCUACACUACGAGAGCUCUGACCAGCUGGAGGAGCUAUAUAAGAGAACCGCCUGGCAUUUUGAGGAAAAGUAUAAAAAGAAAGCUUCCGCAUAUGAUUUCUUCAAACAAGCUGCAGUUGACCCAUCAGUCCUCAAUGAAUGCGGUCUCGAUGAGAAGACCAAGGAGGUGCUUCUAGCUAACAUCAAGAGGAAGCUCACAUCCCAGGCUGUCAAGAUUCGUGCUGACAUUGAGUGUGCGUGCUACGGCUACGAGGGAAUUGAUGCUGUGAAGGCAGCUCUCAAGGCUGGACUGUCUCUCUCCACCCCGGAUAUGCCAAUCAAGAUCAAUCUUAUUGCACCACCUUUGUACGUAAUGAGCACAUCUACUCCUGAGAAAACAGAUGGUCUUAAAGCUUUACAAGAUGCAAUUGACAAAAUUCAAGACACAAUCACUGCAGCAGGAGGAGUUUUCAACGUACAAAUGGCGCCUAAAGUUGUUACUGCAACUGAUGAGGCUGAAUUAGCCAGACAAAUGGAGAGAGCUGAGGCUGAAAAUGCUGAGGUUGCCGGAGACUCUGCUGAGGAAGAGGAGGACCAUGGUAUGGGUGACGCUGGUAUGGACGCUGAUGAACCUCAACAAAAUGGUGCUUCCGAUGAAGAGGAAGAUUGAAUUAAGUAAUGUCUAAUUCAUGUAUUACACCUUCACUUCUGAAUAUACAUUAUACUAUUUUACACAAA